Messenger RNA from Coccomyxa subellipsoidea C-169, 1269 nucleotides. RefSeq lists its product as hypothetical. Gene Ontology annotation, cellular component: chloroplast thylakoid membrane; chloroplast inner membrane. Bases 1 to 1269 code for a protein of 422 amino acids. NCBI's taxonomy places the organism in Eukaryota, Viridiplantae, Chlorophyta, Trebouxiophyceae, Coccomyxaceae. Gene Ontology annotation, biological process: protein import into chloroplast stroma; chloroplast organization. The record is from RefSeq and is a predicted model, not a curated record. The transcript has 9 exons.
AUGCCCCACACGGCUGCAUCGGAGGACAGCUUGUACACAGAAACAUGCACCAUCCUUGAGGAGGUCACAGGCAAAGAUGACCGUGGGUACCGCUUCGAGGAGCAGCAGUACACAGCCGAUCAGAGCACCUCCAUGCCCGAGGUUCAGACUGGAGAUGAGCAGCCUGGCUACCCGGGGCCUCCACCCAUGUACCCACAGCAGCAGUACUACCAGGGCUACCCCUCCUAUCCGCCCUACCCGGCGCCCCAGCAGGAGGCCAGAUCUGGCGGCAGCUGGUUUGGUCCAUUCAUCUGGAUCGCCAUCGGCGCCGUGCUCGCCACGAUCUACACCAAAGUCACCAGCUUCAUGCAGAACCCCCAGGCCGCGCAGGCCCGCAUGAUGAGCUGGGCAAUGGAGCAGGCCAUGAACCAGGGGGGGAAGGGUGGUGGUGCACCGGGGGCUCCGCCGCCCUUCCCAAACAUGAACGGCGGUGGUGCUCCCGGCUUUGGCUUCCCACCCAUGCCGCCUGGCUUUGGCAGCAGCGGCCCUGCAAGCGGCCAGACAUUUGACACCACCGCCAAGGCAGUGGACCGUCAGCCGGCGGCGGCAGCAGACAGGGCGGCGGCAGGCGAGGCGGCCACGGGUUCCAGCGCGGAGCCGCCGAGGGGCGCGCGCUUCGAGGAACUGAAGGCGCAGAGCUCUGGCAGACGGCGCGCCGACAAACCCAAACGCGCUGCCUUCAAAGACGUGGAUGAGGAUGAGGAGGAGGCGAGCACGAGCGAAUCCAAUGGUGCCAACGCCGUAGCCGGCGACGUCAGGCAAGCAGAGGUGGUGGGUGAGGGGUCCCAGGCGGGGGCGAGCUCGGAGGGCGGGGGCAGCAAGUUCACAGUGGACCUGCUGGACCAAUUCUUCAAGGACCCCAACAUGCAGCAGCUGCUGUACAAGUACCUGCCGGAGCCCAUGCGCAACCCGCAGACCUUUGAGUGGAUGCUGCAGAACCCCGAGUACCGCAAGCAGCUCGAGGCCAUGAUGGAGCAGCAGGGCAUGAACCUGGACCCGAACAUGAUGAGCAUGAUGAAGGACAUGGACAGCAGCGAGAUGAACAAGCAGCUGGAGACGCUGGGCCUGAGCCCCAGCGAGGUCAUCAACAAGAUCAUGGCCGAGCCAGAACUGGCAGCCGCCUUUCAGAAGCCCAAGGUCAUGCAGGCCAUCAUGGAGUCCCAGUCCAACCCCCUCGCCAUUAUGAACUACCAGGACGACCCAGACGUCAUGCUGUCGCGGCACCCGUAA